This is a messenger RNA of Colletotrichum costaricense, 228 nucleotides long. RefSeq lists its product as uncharacterized. The record is from RefSeq and is a predicted model, not a curated record. The transcript has 3 exons. The annotation marks the transcript as partial. NCBI's taxonomy places the organism in Eukaryota, Fungi, Ascomycota, Sordariomycetes, Glomerellales, Glomerellaceae.
GAAGAGAGUGGAUAUGUAGGAGGAGCCUUUUACGACCUACCGCCGCCAGAGCCCCUCGGACCGUACCUACCUCCUGACGACACUACGCUACACCACGGCCGUGAAGACCCGCCUCGACAUGGCAACCGAGACGCCACCCGCCACGCCCGCCACGGCCGCCACGGCCGCCACGGCCAUUGCCCCCCAGGUGUUCCACUGGGACACGGCGCGCCAGUACGUCGGGUUUGA